Moneuplotes crassus is the source of this 531-nucleotide messenger RNA. The record is from the annotation of a GenBank genome assembly. Lineage: Eukaryota; Ciliophora; Spirotrichea; Euplotida; Euplotidae.
CUUUAAGACAAUAUUCUAAAAUAUGAGAAUUUUAUGCGAAGACGCAGCUAAAGGAGGAGCGCACCAUGGCUUGAAGGUCACUAGACUGAGGGCUAUUUCGAUAUGGAUGAUACAUGGAAGUUUUGGGUUUCUCUUUUCGUUAUGAACUGGGAUCACCGAUAAUUCACUUACCCAUUGGUGGAUUGAAAUUGAGACUGAAGAUCCAGAAGUUUGGUAUUGUGCCCAAUUUCGAAAAAUGAACGAUGAUUAUGUCUUAUUACUCAAGAAAUGUUCUACGCAAAAAGAAGCGAUUGCAGAGGGUCAAAAAGGAGGAAGACGAUUGGGAGAUAAUCCUAAUAUGUCUAUAGAAUACUCUUUCCCAGUAACCGAUGGAUUGACUAUAGGUGAUAUACACAAUUUUAUGCUCUAUUCAUGUGAUGAUAAAUACGACCUCAUCACAAAUAACUGCCAAAAAUUUGCAAAAGAUUUUGUCAAAUGGGCUAAGUAGCUAUAUUAAAAUCAACCUUUCUUAUAAUUAGAUCAUUAAAUUCA